AUGAUCAACCUCGCAAUCAUCGGAACCAAUUGGAUCACCCACUCCUUUGUUGAAGCCGCGCACGCAACUGGGAAAUACAACCUCUCUGCCGUCUAUUCACGAAAGGAAGAGACUGCGAAAGAGUUUGCAUCUAAAUACGAGGGCAAGCAGAUCACCACAUAUACCGACCUCAGUGCACUAGCACAAGACAAGAUCGACACAGUCUACAUUGCUAGCCCAAACAUCCUGCACUACGAGCAAGCCAAGCUGUUCCUAAAUGCAGGCAAGAAUGUCAUCCUGGAGAAGCCUUCAUGCAGCACAGUCGAUGAACUGGAUGAUUUGUUCAAGCUAGCCAAAGAAAAGAAGGUCGUCCUUGUCGAGGCGUUCCGCCACAUCCAAGAAGCAAAUUUCAAGCUCCUCAAGGAGAAGAUCUCCGAUCUUGGUCCCCUGUACGGCGCCUCUAUCACCUAUGCGCAGUACUCUUCACGCUAUGAGAAGGUCCUGCAAGGCGAAGUACCCAACAUCUUCAACCUCGAGAUGGGUGGUGGCGCACUCGUCGACCUAGGUGUUUACUGCGUGGCUGCAGCCGUCGAUCUCUUUGGCGCACCCACCUCUUCGCAGUACUAUCCCGUCAAGAUCGCAACGGGAGCUGACGGUGCCGGUCGCUUGAUACUCCACUACCCCAACUUCACAGUCCAUCUCUGCCAUUCAAAGAUCUACAACUCCGACGCCCCAUCUGAGAUCUACGGUGAGAAGGGUACGCUGAUUAUACCGACCAUUACCGACAUCGACAAGAUCACCUUCUGGGAUCCCAAGAAGAAGACCAGAGAGGACGUACAGGGUAUCAAGACACCUGAAAAGCUCAAUUUGAUUGAAGAGGCGAGGGAGUUUGCGAGAUGCAUUGAAGAGAAGGACGAGGCUGCAUUAAGUAGACUGGAGCAACAUAGCAGGGAUACGUUGACGAUCCUGCAGAAGGUCAGGCACGACAAUGGUCUUGUCUUCCCGGGAGGAAAGUAA
Molecule: messenger RNA, 996 nt
Organism: Alternaria atra
Lineage: Eukaryota; Fungi; Ascomycota; Dothideomycetes; Pleosporales; Pleosporaceae
Exons: 1
Coding region: 1-996 (331 amino acids)
Molecular function (GO): nucleotide binding
Source: RefSeq, a predicted model, not a curated record